Messenger RNA from Pristis pectinata (smalltooth sawfish), 2242 nucleotides. RefSeq names its product pigment epithelium-derived factor-like. Gene Ontology annotation, molecular function: serine-type endopeptidase inhibitor activity. The coding region runs from base 338 to 1624 and encodes 428 amino acids. The transcript is spliced from 8 exons. The record is from RefSeq and is a predicted model, not a curated record. Gene Ontology annotation, biological process: negative regulation of angiogenesis; negative regulation of endopeptidase activity. NCBI's taxonomy places the organism in Eukaryota, Metazoa, Chordata, Chondrichthyes, Rhinopristiformes, Pristidae.
CAACCGCAGCCACGUUGCUGCCUGCGGACCGCCCGUCUGCAGACAGUCUGGUCGGUUGAGCCUCGGCUCUGGUGCCAACGUCACACCAAACACUGGUUAAGGGAACGCGGGAUAAAGCUGGGCACUGGGAGCCGCUCACUCUGCGAAGGUCGGGCUCUGGGGAGGCAGGUAAGGCGGACGGACAGUCUAACGGUUACAGAGAGAACACACAGACAGGAGCCCUGACAUCGUCUCUGCCCCCGCACGAAACAGACCGGGGAUCGCCGGAGAGUCGAAAGAGCCCCCAGUUCCUGAGUAGGAGCCGAAGUUUGUGAAUCAGUGGAGAUCUGAAGACAGGAUGAAGAUCCUGGUUGUACUGAUGUUCCUGGGAGCCACCCCACUCGCUUCCUCACAAGAGGACUACCAUGCAUUGGAGCCAUUUGUGGAUGAGACCGCGGAGCCGGAUUUGGCCGUGGAGGAGGAGGUAGAAGAGGAGAUCCUGGGAACGCCAGUGCAGAGACUUGCCUAUUCCAUCUCUGAGUUUGGCUACGACCUGUACCGGCUGCUGGCCAGCAGGGACCCCGGGGCCAACGUCUUCUUGUCUCCCCUGAGUGUAGCCACCAGCCUGUCUGCACUGUCACUUGGCACCCUCUCCACAAACAAGGAGGUUCUCCAGCGAAUCCUGAACUAUGAAUCAUUGCAGGACCUGGAUGUGCACAGUGUGUUCAAGGACCUUCUGUCUGAGGUUACUACCCAGCCCAAACAAUUCAAAACAGUUGCACGAAUAUAUGGCAAGAAAAGACUGAGAAUGCGAGCUGCCUUCAUGAACCAGGUCAGUCAGUUCUACGGGUUCAGACCCAAGGCCGUCACUGGCAACGUGCAGCAGGAUGUACAGAGUAUCAACCAGUGGGUGAGGAGCCAGACGGGAGGCAAGAUAUCGCAGGUGAUCAGCAGCAUGCCCGCCGCACUCAGUCUGCUCCUGCUCAGUGCCGCACACUACAAAGGGCAGCUGGUGACCAGAUUUAACCCGGUGAACACGCUGUUGAAGACGUUCCGGGUGGGUUACGGGCAGGAGGUGGACAUUCCAAUGAUGAGCAGUCCCCACUACCCACUGCGCUACGGCUACGACUCUGAGCUAAACUGCAAGAUUGGCCUGUUCCCGUACGUGGGUGACAUCAGCCUGUUGAUCUUCCUGCCCAGCGGCCCCAGGUACAACAUGACUGCAGUCGAGGACAGUCUGAUGCCAGUGUUUGUGCAUGACCUGGUCAGUCAGCUGCAGUCUGUCCGAGCCAGUGUCUCCAUCCCCAGGCUGACCAUUGACACCAACCUCGAGCUGAAGAAUGUGCUGGGAGAGAUGAAUCUGAGCCCCCUCUACACUCCGUCCGAGCUGAAGAAACUCACGGCGGGUCCUGUCACCAUCUCCAGUGUCACCCACAGAGCCUCCCUGGUGCUGGACGAGGAGGGGAUGGGGAACGCUGACCUCCCCACAGCCACCACGCCCCAGCUCAGCCUCGAGUUCCACGUCAACCAGCCCUUCAUCCUGGUUUUGUACGACAACCCUUCGGGCUCUCUGCUGCACAUCGGGAGGGUCAUGGACCCCAGGAAUCUGGUGACCAGCCGGCACAGGGGGCCAGGAAAUCAGUGAACAUUGGCUGCACCACACACACCCAGACAGAAGGAGGGAGCUCCCCUCGCACUCCCCUCGCACUCCCCCCUGCACUCCCCUCGCACUCCCCCCACACUCCCCCUGCACUCCCCUCGCACUCCCCCUGCACCCUCCUCCCUCGCCGUCUCCUCCCACCCCCUCAUCUUGCCACCCUCCCACCCCACCUCUCCAUAACCCUCCCUCAUCCAUCCUCCAGCUUCACCCCACCCCACCCCAAACCUCCUCCUCACCUCUCUCACCCCCUCCUGUCCCAAAUGUCUCACCUUUCUGUCCCUCUCCCUCCCUCUCCCUCCCUAUCUCUCCCUCCCUCUCCCUCCCUCCCUCUCUCUCUCCCUCUCUCUCUCCCUCUCUCUCUCCCUCCCUCUCUCUCCCUCCCUAUCUCUCCCUCCCUCUCCCUCCCUCCCUCUCUCCCUCCCUCUCCCUCCCUCCCUCUCUCCCUCCUUCUCUCUCCCUCCCUAUCUCUCCCUCCCUCUCCCUCCCUCUCUCCCUCCCUCCCUCCCUCUCCCCCUCUCUCCCUCCCUCCCUCUCUCUCUCCCUCCCUCUCUCUCUGCCUCUCUCCCUCCCUCUCUCUCUCCUUCCCUAUCUCUCCCUCCCUCU